Molecule: messenger RNA, 3932 nt
Organism: Cottoperca gobio
Lineage: Eukaryota; Metazoa; Chordata; Actinopteri; Perciformes; Bovichtidae
Gene: abhd17c
Product: abhydrolase domain containing 17C, depalmitoylase
Exons: 3
Coding region: 390-1274 (294 amino acids)
Biological process (GO): protein depalmitoylation; regulation of postsynapse organization
Cellular component (GO): endosome membrane; plasma membrane
Molecular function (GO): palmitoyl-(protein) hydrolase activity
Source: RefSeq, a predicted model, not a curated record
UCCGGUUGUAACGGAAGGCUGGCUUGUCUCUGUCCUGGAGAAAUGGCCGUUCUUAUUCUUACAACAAUUCUUGACGUAUAGCAACUAAUGUGUCUCAAUGGUUUAAUUGCUCUAUCGAAACUCGUCGCUGCGCUGUUUUUUGCUGUACAAUAACGUGAAUUUAAAUGUUGCGUUUUAGAUCAUCUCUAAUCAUCAUGAAGUCUUAGUUUUGCUGUUAGCUACCUACCUGCCAGCCCGCUAACGUUAGCUGCUGAGCUGACCGAGCUAUCGGUCAUCCAACACUGCUUGUUAAAGUCUGUUAAUGGGAAAUAAAUAGGACCUUAAACCAGAAGAAAACUGUAUUUUUUAAUUCAAUAUAAGUUAAGUAACUGGGUAACCCCCCCGUCUAAAUGCCAGAACAAGGCCCCAGGAUGAAUGGGUUUUCUCUUGGUGAACUAUGCUGGCUGUUCUGUUGUCCGCCCUGUCCCAGUCGCAUCGCAGCCAAGCUAGCUUUCCUCCCACCGGAGCCUACGUAUUCGGUGCACACCGAUGCUAACGGGGUAACGAGCUUACAUUUAACCGAACGGGCGGACUGGCAGUACUCUCAACGAGAGCUUGAUGCAGUGGAAGUUUUUAGCACUAGAAGCAGCCGGGGUAAUCGGGUAGGGUGUAUGUUUGUGCGUUGCGCCCCGAACAGUCGAUACACGCUGCUGUUUUCCCACGGUAACGCCGUGGACCUGGGGCAGAUGUGCAGUUUUUACAUCGGCCUCGGCUCCAGGAUCAACUGCAACGUGUUCUCCUACGAUUACUCAGGCUACGGAGUCAGUACUGGCAAGCCUUCUGAGAAGAACCUGUAUGCGGACAUCGAGGCGGCCUGGCAGGUCCUGAGGAACAAGUAUGGUGUAACACCUGAAAACAUCAUCCUGUAUGGUCAGAGUAUCGGCACUGUGCCCACCAUUGACCUGGCCGCUCGCUAUGAAUGUGCUGCUGUCAUCCUACACUCACCACUCAUGUCCGGGCUACGGGUGGCCUUCCCUGAUACACGGAAGACCUACUGCUUUGAUGCCUUCCCCAGUAUUGACAAGGUGUCCAAGGUGGCGUCCCCAGUGCUGGUGAUCCACGGUACAGAGGACGAGGUGAUCGACUUCUCCCACGGCCUGGCAAUGUAUGAGCGCUGUCCCCGUGCCGUCGAGCCCCUGUGGGUGGAAGGGGCCGGCCACAACGACAUUGAACUGUACGCCCAGUACCUGGAGAGACUCAAGCAGUUCAUCUCCUUCGAGCUUCCCACCUCCUGAGGGGUGCCCAGCUCUGAGGCCAGGGUUAAUCUCAACACACUCCUUAUCAUCUCCCAACUUACUCUCUUAGCAUAGGACAGGACUGGAGUAAGCAGAUCACACUGUUCUCUCCUGUCCUUGGAGCCAUUUCAGGGUAGGAAUGUGUAGUGGACUGGAAGCGGAGGGGGUUUUAGAUUGUUGACAUGUAGCCAAUAGACAGUAGCCAGUACCGGCCAGGAGUGAAUCUUUGGCUGAACAUGUAAUGUCUCCAAAACCUAGCUGGUGCUCCUACAUGUGGACACAGUUUGCCAAUGAGCCCAGGCAUAGACAGUGGUUGCACUUGCUGCAUAAUCUGGAUUAAUUUCUUAACUCCAGCUCUCCUUCCCUUCCUCUACUCAAUCUGUCUCCCUUUUAUGUACCAGUGUCUCUCAAUAUGAGCUUCAGUUUGUCACAUUUCCUUAUUUUUCCCUCCGUUUCUCCCACAAUCCUUGCUUUCCUUCUGACCUAGUCUUUGCAAUGUUCAAGCUUGAUUUUUGUAUUCUUUUAUACCAAGUGAAGAAAUAUCAAUUUUGCACCUUAAGAUACAAUUGAAGUUUUUUUUACUUUUUCUGUAUUUUAAGUUACCAUUCAGGGUUUUCCAAACAAUUGCGCUUUUAAUGUGCAGAUAUUUUCAGGUAAUGAUUUUUUUUCUGUGUUUGGAUGUGUAUAUUUUAAUUUCUUUUGUUAUCUGCAUUCCACGUUUUUCUUAAUUGCAAGAAGAACUUUUUUUUUUUUUCAGUGGGUUUGUGAGUUUAGAAGCUGUUAACCAGAGUGUAUCUUUGCACCUAGCUGUGAUCGUUGUAGUCCUGAUGCAUGCUACUCUCUCAUACAGGAAGACAAUAAUGCCAUACUUCAUAGAGAAAUUUAGCAAUUUACAAUAUACCUUGCUCACUGGCACACAUACAAUUCUGGGAGAAAGUUACUCAAGUCCUUGAAUACUUUGGAGCCACUGGUAAAUUCAGCAUACAGACAACACCUUCAAUACUUAUGGCAUUUAGAAAUGGUUUGCCCUUUUAUAAUAAUUGUACAGAUGAUGCAUCGUGAAAGGAUCAAUUUGAAUCCAAAGUGUUUAUUGAAAUACAUUUGAUUGGGGAAUCAUGUAUAUGCAAAAUUGAAUACGGAAUUUACCAGAAGACCUAAACGAUUUGUAAAAUGCCUCAAGGGGUCAUUGAGUAAAGAAAGGGUAUCAAGCGGUGUUGCAGAAUAUACAUACACCGUGACAUCUCACCACCUGGUGAAGCCAGUGUUGAAAAUGUAAUAUUGCUAUAUAACCCACAGUCUAAUUAGCGUGGUCAUUUUGUAUAUGCAUCACAAUUCAAUCUAAUUGUAUGUCACGAGAUGUGUACCUUUGCCACAAAGCAACACAGCAAUGAAUAUCCCAAAUGUUGGGUAAUACAAAAGCUUACCUCAAUGGAAGAGAGCAGCAGGUAUCGUGGCUGUACCUUUUGUUAACGGAAGAUCAUGUGGGAAUAAGACUUGACAACUGAUUCAAACAGAAACACGCUUGACUCUGUACUGUAAACCGAAGCCGGGAAGCAUGGUGCUGGUUUUACCUGCAGACAGAAGACACUAAACUGUGAACUCUGCUUUAUAUGAAGGCCACUGGGUUUGGGUGUUAUCAGUCAUUUCACACUACAAAUGAAGCCUUAUGUUUGUGAACAUUUCACCCAGUCCUGUUUACGACAGCAUGGCUUUCGUGGUCUAAUUGCUGCUAUUCAUCAGAGAAAUCAAUCAGUCGAUCACUGUGAAAGACGUUUUUUUUUAAUACUGAAAUGAAAGCAAGGUACUAAAACCAAAUUGUCAGGAAUGCCCUAUUUUACCACCACCAUUGUCUGCUGAGUCCUGUGAUAUAUUUUUUUUUUUCUUAUCCCAACUCAAAUUCCAAAGACAUCUGAAAGAACCACAAAAAAAACCCCACAUAAAACAAAACGAUGUUCAAGUAAAUGGCCAACAUGUUUUUAGAGAAGGAUUGUGUUUGAGGGAUCGUGCGACUGAUCCGUGUAUUGCUGUGAAAUGGUUUGUCAGUUGAGUAUUUGUGUUUUCUGAUUAUAACUAAUGUUGGGACAAUUUUUGAUCAACAAGCCCUUGAUCACCUCUUGUAUAUUUCCUCUAGCUCCUUCUAAAAGGAAAUGAAGACCCUGCUUUAGUCCUGAUUAUUGUUUUGAUACUGACAUUUUUACGAGGUUUUUCCAGUCUUAAUGUUGAUUUACACUGUCUGAAGCUGGUUUGUAUAAUCCUCUGUAAUGGUAUACUUAAAUAUCUUCUCUAUACAUAUUAGCCAUUCCAAAGGGCAGUCUAGUCUCGUUGCUUUUAACACUGGAAUCACAAUAUGCAAUUGAAAGGCAGAUGAGGCUAGUAGAAUCAGAUUUUGGUAAUGUGUAAAACAGAUUAAAUAAGCCUUAAACAUGCCGUGAAACAGAAUGUCACAUGUUGUAGUUGCAAGAAGGCAGCACAAUGGAUGUUUUAAUGCUUAUAAUGGAAUAAAGGAUGCAUGGAAGUGUGUGUGUCUGACCUCAUUGUUUCUGUGUUAGAAAGAUUAAAGACCUGUAUUAUGACUUUCAUGUCUACUAGGCUUAUUUUUAGAGAGUCGCUUCACCAUAAUUUUGACAUGCACAAAAUAAAGAAAUCUCUUACCUGGUA